AUGCGACGAGCUCCUCUUUCGAGAAUUUCCGUCUAUUCUACCCACCGCAAUCUCUCAAGAUCCUGCCCCGCCCUAUCUGCCAAACCCGCUGCCAGCGACCCCUCGAAUCCUACCUCAGAUACCUCUCCGAAAUCCAAUGACGAAAAAGAACUCGGCCCCCUGACACGUCGCCUUCAAGAGGCAACCGAAGAGGCCCUGUUGGAGGGAGGGCGAGCCGGCCGUCGCGCUGUGCUCGAAGAUGCCGGAUUCUCCGAAGAACUCAAAGCCAAACUGCUGAACAAACUGGCCGAUGCCAAAUUCCAAGGAGAAUACUCAGCCGCCGCCUCGGUUCUUGCCCACUCGAAAAUACCCGAUUCCGCCGGUCUAGGUACAAGAUCCAUCGCCGCAGCGCAGCCCUGGACAGGCACCGAAUCGACCGAAGAUGCUGUGUUACGAAUGCUCAACGACGCCCACAAGCCAUUGGCCCCCGGGCUUCGAGGUAAAAGCAAAAUUGUCCCCGAGCCAGUUGACAUGCGAUUUAAAACAAGAUCAAAUGUCAGCGCUGGGCAAAGAGCAGCCGAGGCGAGGGACAAGGCUUCCUUGUACACCUCUCUCUCAGGGGACAAACAAAAGGAUGUUGGGUUGAGCGAUGAAGAAAGAGAAGCUAUGAAGCGGGAAUUCAGGGAGCGCUUUACUCCCGGGGCACGAGCUAUGCCCAACACCAUCACCGGGCUUGCGGCUUUGGCUAAUGAGCGCAUCGAAAACGCCAUUGCCAGAGGGCAGUUCAAACACAUCCCGAGAGGCAAGGGAGUCGAAAGAGACACGAGGGCGGAUAAUCCGUUUAUCGAUACGACAGAAUACAUAAUGAACAAGAUGAUCAAACGACAAGACCUUGUUCCGCCGUGGAUAGAAAAACAACAAGAGUUGCUAAAGACGGCUACAAAUUUCAGGUUGGCAAUACGGACUAAUUGGAAAAGGCACAUGGCGCGCAUGAUAUCUGCCAAGGGAGGCAGUUUGGAGGAGAAGUUGAGACGGGCGAGGGAGUACGCAAGAGCAGAAGAGGUGCACAACCCAAGGAGAAAGAGAAAGGUGGAAGAGAUGAGUGUGUCGACGAACUCGACGGAUGAUCCGGUGAUGGUGAAGAUGAGGCAGCAGGCUGCUUCGGAUGCCACACCGGUGACUGAGGGAGUAAAAGAAUCGACGGAAGAAAACAUGCCCGUCGGCCGGCCAUUCCGAGAUCCGGCUUGGGAAGCAGCCGAGAGGUCAUACAUGGAGCUCGCCAUCACCAACCUAAACACUAUCACCAGGUCAUACAACUUGAUGGCGCCGGAGCUCGCCAAGAAGCCGUAUUUCUCGCUGGAAAGAGAACUCAACAGCUGUUUCGCGGAUGUGGCGCUGCAGGUGGCGGAGGAAAUCAAGGCGAGGGCAACAGCGCCGGCAAAGUCAAUAGUCGAUUAUAACUUUCUUGGUAGCGGAAAGCCACUACAGAGAGGGGGGCUUAGGGGGACCUUUGGAAUGGGCGAACAGAGCCGGGUGUGGGAGCGUAAUGAACCGAGGUAUGGGUUCAAGGAGUUUUGGAAAGAUUUGUUCAAGAAGGACAAGUAG
Messenger RNA from Podospora pseudocomata, 1584 nucleotides. RefSeq lists its product as uncharacterized. Bases 1 to 1584 code for a protein of 527 amino acids. The transcript has a single exon. The record is from RefSeq and is a predicted model, not a curated record. NCBI's taxonomy places the organism in Eukaryota, Fungi, Ascomycota, Sordariomycetes, Sordariales, Podosporaceae.